Molecule: messenger RNA, 411 nt
Organism: Symbiodinium sp. CCMP2592
Lineage: Eukaryota; Dinophyceae; Suessiales; Symbiodiniaceae
Source: the annotation of a GenBank genome assembly
AUGGCAAACCAGCGGGUUGUUUACAUGGCCACAGCCUUUGCUUUGCGCAGCUUGCCUGCAGUCGCAAACCUCAUCGGCAACUUUCUCAACAUGCUGCCUAUUCGAGUUGCUUAUGAUCCCAGAGAGCCAUACUUGGACAUUGCAUCGCGUGUGGCGCAGUCAACAAUUAAUGUCCAGCGCUACAACCUCGCCCCCUUCAUACAGAUAGUCUCUGACACCCAACCACAUUUUCCAACAGCAGAUCCAUCGAGGAAUCCCGUCUAUCAGUCUAUGGUUGACGUAGUUCCCCGCGACGACGAUAGUGACGAGGUUGGCCUCAAGGGAGUCCUCGACGUUUUCCUGUUUGCGAACACCAGGAACGGGCAAAUCUUCAGAUUGGACGGCGUGUUCAACAACACAGUCUGGAGCUGA